GGCUUUACACUACUCCAUCUUGCUGUUAGAGCCGGUCGUGUAGAAAUGAUCCAGCUCCUACUGAAACAUGGUGCCGAUAUCGAAUCGGAGGCCCAACCUGGCUAUACACCACUUCGUUACGCAAUUAUAGGUGGACAACAAGCCAUUGUCCGGCUGUUGCUAGACCACGGGGCCGAUGUCAAAUCCAGGGAUCGAGACGAAAACGGCGAGACGCCGCUCCAUUAUGCAACCCUGACAGACCAUCUCGGCGCGGCCCGGCUGCUCCUCGAGUAUGGCGCGCAUGCUGAAUUCAAAGACGCGCAUGGCAGGACGCCGCUU
This is a messenger RNA of Aspergillus ibericus CBS 121593, 318 nucleotides long. Its product is annotated as ankyrin repeat domain-containing protein. Lineage: Eukaryota; Fungi; Ascomycota; Eurotiomycetes; Eurotiales; Aspergillaceae. The annotation marks the transcript as partial. The record is from RefSeq and is a predicted model, not a curated record. Gene Ontology annotation, molecular function: protein binding. The transcript is spliced from 2 exons.